AUGGAAGAGAGGAUUUCUGCGUUGAUGCUCCUGUGUCUGGUGCUGUCAAGUGUCAGUGCCAUCGAUGUUACCAUUCCCCAAAGUCAGUAUGAGUACUCCAGAGGGGACAACAUCACACUGCCCUGCUCCUUUACAACUACAACUCCCAUAAACUCCCAGAAAUUAGUCAUCAUCACCUGGUCUGUUUUUAACCCCGAUCGCCACCUACUAUCAUGGCCCUUCCCCAGUACUGACAUAGACACUGACUAUGAAGGUCGGGUGUCCCUGGAUCUAGACCUCACUCAGGGAAAGGCUAACCUGAAGCUUUCCUCCAUCUCACUAGCUGACAACAAAGAUUUUGAGUGCUGUGUGCAUACCCUAGGUGACAAGAAGGGCAAAAUAUCUGCCACCACACGCUUGGUGGUUCUAGCGGCUCCCUCUAAGCCCAUCUGCAAGAUCCAGGGAAUAGCAGAGUACCAUCAGAAUAUCAGCUUGAUAUGUGUGUCCGAGGAAGGUUCUCCACCCCCCACCUAUAGCUGGGAGCGUCAUGACGUAAAGAACAACCCUGUUCCCCAUCACCCCAGUACCACUGACAAGGGAGGCAUCCUUUCUCUGUAUGAUAUCUCCAUAUGGACAUCGGGACCCUACAUCUGCACCUCAGAGAACAAGAUCCAUGCUGCUACCUGCAACAUCACCCUUUCAGUCAUGCCACCUAAAUAA
This is a messenger RNA of Pelmatolapia mariae (spotted tilapia), 699 nucleotides long. RefSeq names its product cell surface A33 antigen-like. Gene Ontology annotation, cellular component: plasma membrane. The transcript has 5 exons. The record is from RefSeq and is a predicted model, not a curated record. The coding region runs from base 1 to 699 and encodes 232 amino acids. NCBI's taxonomy places the organism in Eukaryota, Metazoa, Chordata, Actinopteri, Cichliformes, Cichlidae.